This is a messenger RNA of Dictyostelium purpureum, 411 nucleotides long. RefSeq lists its product as uncharacterized. Lineage: Eukaryota; Evosea; Eumycetozoa; Dictyosteliales; Dictyosteliaceae. The coding region runs from base 1 to 411 and encodes 136 amino acids. The record is from RefSeq and is a predicted model, not a curated record. The transcript has a single exon.
AUGAAUAUCAAAUACACAUUAGUUUUAGUUAUCUGUGCCUUCUUGGUAUCCGGUUUAGUUGAUACAAGUCGUGGGGAAUGCAGUUGCAGUGGCUCUAAUAAAAUGAACAUAAACGAUCCAAGUGUUAUUACUGACAAAAUGGUUAAAAUCUAUGGUCAUUGGGAUUUUGAAGGUUCGCAAUAUCUCUAUAAUGAAACUGAUGGCUAUGUCCAAUUACCUGACGAGUUCCGUAACAAUGUUCAAUCUUUCCAAUCAGGAAUUGAUGUAUGCUUCAUUAAAUGGUACCCAAAAGAACAAUACCAAAUUAAAGCAGGUGAAUACCAUAAAAACUAUGCAGCCCUAAAUAAUUUUGGUCAAAGAAUGGAUGGUCUCUAUGCAGGUACAUGCUCCGAUACCAUUUGUAAACAAUAG